UGUCAAACUUCAUUUUAAUAUACCUAUAUUUUUUUUCUGUUGAAAAUGGAAAUUUGCAAAAUAUGUAACUUUCAAUCGAGCUACGGCGGCAAACGAUUCCGAGACAUGUACUCGGAAAUGAUGAGUUACGGCGACGCAAUCAGAAACUUGAUGCCCAGUCUUGCUCAAGUGAUACGAGAAGACGACGCAAUGUGUCUGCAGUGCUCGUCCAUGUUGAAAAUGUGUCACACUUUCAGCGAUAUGUUACGAAAAUUAGUGGCCAAUGAAACCGUCGCUGACGAGUAUACUGACAUGUUUAAGGACUUUCGAAAAAUAUCGCCGGGAAGUGCCGUUGGAGUCAUGACCAGCGACAUCAUCGAAAGAAAUCCCGAAUCGCAGACGGACGUUUUUGAGUUGAAAGAAAAUUCGACGGAAGAACUUGCUUCUACGCAGACGAAAAGAAAGUCUUGGAAAAGAAGGGACAAAGAAUUGUUGUCAGUUGGACACGGUUGUGUGCAUUGUCUUAAGCUGUAUCCGGACGCUCAGACGUUGAUGAGACACUUUAAAAGAAUUAAAUAUCCAUUGUGUUGCAAAAUUUGCCGCAUAAUCAUAUUCUCGUCCAAAGAUUUGAAAGUACACAGCAAAGUCGGACGAUGUUCCGUGAGAACAGUAACGAAUUUAUAUGCUACAAUGAAAAAUCGAAGGAGCCGCGUUAAUCGAACGUCCAAAAAUAAAAAUCAUUCUUGUAGAAUGUGCGAAGAUUUGGCCAAACGAAUGGACGUCUUGGAGAAAGUGGUGCUGCUCAACUCCAAAUCCGAUACGGAUCUAGAAAUCGAAUGUGAAGGCAGCUUUCACGACAAAGAGUGUGAAUAUUAUAAACACAUCUGACUUUAUGUGAAAUAAAAUUCGUCGAGUCUGA
This is a messenger RNA of Aethina tumida (small hive beetle), 898 nucleotides long. RefSeq lists its product as uncharacterized. The record is from RefSeq and is a predicted model, not a curated record. The coding region runs from base 46 to 867 and encodes 273 amino acids. The transcript is spliced from 4 exons. Lineage: Eukaryota; Metazoa; Arthropoda; Insecta; Coleoptera; Nitidulidae.